ACAGCGUACUUCCGGAAAGAAAUGGCAUCUUUGGACAGGGUGAAAGUGUUGGUUUUGGGAGAUUCUGGAGUGGGGAAGUCCUCUCUUGUACAUUUACUUUGCCAGAAUCAAGUUUUGGGGAAUCCGUCAUGGACUGUGGGCUGUUCAGUGGACGUCAGGGUUCAUGACUACAGAGAAGGCACUCCAGAAGAGAAGACAUACUACAUUGAACUCUGGGACGUUGGGGGAUCUGUUGGCAGUGCCAGCAGUGUUAAAAGCACCAGAGCUGUGUUUUACAAUUCUGUAAAUGGUAUUAUUUUAGUUCAUGAUUUGACCAACAAGAAAUCCUCCCUGAAUCUGUACCGCUGGUCAUUGGAGGCACUGAGCAAAGACUCCUCUCCAACUGGCAUCAUUGUGUCAAAUGGGGAUUAUGACAGAGAACAGUUUGCAGAGAACUCUGUUCCUCUCCUGCUUAUUGGCACCAAAUUUGAUCAGAUCCCGGAAAACAAGAGGAAUGAUGUGCUGACCCGCACUGCCUUUCUAUCUGAAGACUUUAAUGCGGAAGAGAUCAAUUUGGAUUGUACAAAUCCACGGUAUCUUGCUGCUGGAUCAUCAAAUGCUGUUAAAUUGAGCCGAUUCUUUGACAAGGUAAUAGAGAAGAGAUACUUCACAAGAGACCCUAGCCAGAUGCAGAAUUUCACCGACAGGAGGCGCUUUAAUUUCAAGAGUUUCCACAAUGAUGGAGUUUACACAUAGACUUUGGGUUGGUGGGUUUAGUCCUGCUUGUAACCUGGACAAGCAUAUGAAUAUUCUUCUGUUGUGUUUCUCUGCAAAGUUCAAUCAGUUUGAGGGUUGUUUUUUAACAUUAACCUCCAGCCUACCUUGACAGAACUAUUGUGAAUUGAUCAUCGCCUGUAUUCUGAGAUAUUUGUAUUUUCAUAUGUAAAGGUAGAAAAAUUGGACUCAAGGAAAUGCCCCUUUCUCAUGUAUACUGCUUAUACUAAUGAGGUUUUUUUUUUUGGUAAAAGGUAACGUAAACAGUUUCCCUGUUUAUAGCAUCAUUUCAGGACAUAUGACGUUUUUUUUUGUUUUUUUUUACCCUGAACCAUUUCUGCUUAAUCUUUAGGAUUUGCUACCAGUCAUCUGAAGGACGAAAUUAAUAUUAUCAUAGAUUUACCUUUUUGUUGAUCUUUGUAAGUUAAAAUUGAUUCACAAUUCUUUGCUAUAUUAGCAAGUUCUUAAUUUUGUGC
This is a messenger RNA of Sinocyclocheilus anshuiensis, 1229 nucleotides long. Its product is annotated as rab-like protein 3. The coding region runs from base 22 to 735 and encodes 237 amino acids. The transcript is spliced from 8 exons. The record is from RefSeq and is a predicted model, not a curated record. NCBI's taxonomy places the organism in Eukaryota, Metazoa, Chordata, Actinopteri, Cypriniformes, Cyprinidae.